Messenger RNA from Trichoderma harzianum CBS 226.95, 1044 nucleotides. RefSeq lists its product as hypothetical. The transcript has a single exon. The coding region runs from base 93 to 809 and encodes 238 amino acids. Gene Ontology annotation, molecular function: acetolactate decarboxylase activity. The record is from RefSeq and is a predicted model, not a curated record. Gene Ontology annotation, biological process: acetoin biosynthetic process. NCBI's taxonomy places the organism in Eukaryota, Fungi, Ascomycota, Sordariomycetes, Hypocreales, Hypocreaceae.
GAAGCCCGACAAACCCAACGGAGGGGCGACGUCAUCUCGCCCGUUUCAUCAUCACCGCUACUUGGGGCAUCGGAGGGAAGAGAUACUCAGCCAUGGCAUACAACGAGCUGUACCAGUACUCCGUCGUCUCGUCCCUCAUGGAGGGCAUCGGGGAAACGGGGAUCCCGUAUAGCGAGCUUGUCACGCACGGCGACCAUGGGCUAGGCACAUUUCGCCGGAUGACCGGGGAGAUGAUCUGCCUGGACAACGAAGUCUACCAGAUGAAGUCCGAUGGCUCCAUUGUGACGAUUGACCCUUCAAUCGGUAACGAUGUAGCCCCUUUUGCCAUGGUUACGCGCUUUCAACCUUCCGUCACCACGAGCAUUUCGUUCGAUAGCAAGCAAGGUCUUUCCGACAUCAUGACCAAACUGUUCCCAAAGACCAAGAAUCGCUAUGUAUCAUUUCGAUUGGACGGCCUCUUCCAGUCCGUCGCUGUACGAACCGCAGAUGGUCAGAAAUACAAGCACGAGAAGCUCAGAGAGCUACACCAGCGCCAAACGACCUACGAGUUCACCAAUGUUCGAGGGAGUCUCAUUGGGUUCCGAUCGCCAGAGUUUUUGCAAGGAGUUAGUGUGGCGGGCGAUCAUCUGCAUUUCAUUUCUGACGAGAGAGACCGUGGCGGUCAUGUGCUGGACUGCAAGACUGAUGGUGAAGUCCAGUUUGCUGGGUCGAUAAUGAGCACUGUGCAUAUGCAGCUCCCAGAUGAUGAUGAAUAUAACGAAGCAGAUCUUGAGCUCGAUGAUGAUGGGAUACGCAAGGUGGAGGGCUGAGCGCGCUAUUGCUGAUACAAUCACUACACAAUUGUCAAGUGCUGGCCACGAUAUUUUGUUGCGCGUGCAAUGACUUUAUUGUGAAGUAAGAUUAGAUGUGUCGUCUAUUGCCCAUUUCUAUCUCAACGGCCUACCAAUCCAUUAUGGACCAUGUUGAGACGGCCUUUCGGUCCAUCUCCAAGAGCUCAAGCUUUUUGGGCUGGUCAAGAGCCAAAUUGACAACAGAUAUCAUGAG